Lactuca virosa is the source of this 255-nucleotide messenger RNA. The record is from the annotation of a GenBank genome assembly. NCBI's taxonomy places the organism in Eukaryota, Viridiplantae, Streptophyta, Magnoliopsida, Asterales, Asteraceae.
AUGGUUUUGACAACUGAGCUGAAUGUGCAGCAUCCAUACACACAUCUCACAUCCAUUCUUGACAAAUUAGGGCUUGCACAGUCACUUUUGGUAAACCUGACAUUAAGCUUGGUCAGUAAAGGUGGUUAUGAGCCGGAGAUGGAGGCUGAAGCCAAAGAUUUUGAAGAUGAAGCAGGAGGCAUUUUAACUACAGUGUUGUUACAAGUGUAUCACUACCAAUUAUUUGGCAAUGAAUUUCUGAUAGAAAUGGCUUGA